AUGAGCGAAGAGAGAAACCACGCGGGCGAGUAUGGUCCUCAACCCACCGGUGCCUCAAGCUACCCCCUCGAUCCCCGCAAUGUCCUGAGAAGGUCUGUGAUUGCGUGCAAUCGUUGUCGCAGCAGGAAGACGAAAUGCGCUGGUCGCCAUCCCUAUCCAUGCGUGGCGUGCCAGGCUUCUGGUAGUCAAUGCGUCUACUCAGAAUCUGAGAAGAGAGUGACAGUUCCUGAGAGCUAUAUCCUCGAUCUUCAAGCUCAGGCUCGACGUCGGAGGAGCGGACGCCGCGUUCAGGAUGAUGCUCCAGAACUAUCGGAUACCUCCCUAGCAGAUGUUCAAUGGGGGAACACAAGAGCGGAAAACUGGGUGGUCGGGCAGUCAGGACAAUAUCGCUCACUAAGGCUCACCAAGGCUUACUUGAUACCCUACGCAGAUUACAUGGGAAACUCUUCUUCAGCAUACAUCGCGAAUAGACUCAAUCCUACAACAGAAACUGUCGCAUGGCACAUAUACCCUCAUUAUGAAGACACGAGCUGGCUCAGAAGACCACUUGAUGUGGGUGCUGAUGAGAUGCCCCCGCUUCCGCCGUAUGAACUCGCGAAGAGGCUGUAUCGCGCUCAGCACGGGUAUAUUGGUACCAUAUUCUCCUUUCUACGAGAGGAGGACUUCUUUCAGCGCUUGAGUCGCGUUUAUGCGAGACCAAGGCCAAACCCAUCGGACAAGGAGGAAUGCCUCGUAUACUGCCAGAUAUUACUCGUGCUGGCAUUCGGGCAGAUGUAUUCGAUCAACCAAUGGGUCGGGGAUGACGGCCCUCCUGGGUUCACUUUUUUCAAACAUGCGUUGAAAUUCCUGCCAAACAUGCACGAGGACGGGUCCAUUUUGUUCGUUGAAGUCCUCAGCUACGUCGCCUACUACAUGCAAACGCUGAACAGGAGGGACGCUGCGUAUCUAUACAUUGGAAUUGCGCUACGCAUGUCGCUAUCCCUGGGCCUACACCAGGAAGUCUCCGAUCAGGAGAUUGAUCCUCCUGCUAGGGAGCACCGGAGGCGGGUUUGGUGGUCUGUGUACAGCAUAGAGAGAAUCCUCUCCGUGACCUCUGGCCACCCGGUCUCUAUUCAAGAUGAAGAUGUCGACUUACGCCCCCCCAGCCCAAUUGGUGGUGAAAACCCUCGAAUUUCUUGCGUCCUCAAUAGCUACAGCCAGCUGUCGAGGAUCCAGGGCAUCAUAGGCGAGCAGAUAUAUCGGAAGAAGCGGAGCUCAGGAACCAGCUUGUCAGCAUCUGUCCUCGACAUCAUGAAGAGUCUCUCGGACUGGUACAGGAAACUACCGGAAGAUGUUCGUCUCGACAUAUCUGAUACGAACGCGACUCUCAGCAGAGAGUCGGUUUCACUAUCUCUUCACUAUUAUCACUGCAUCAAUAUGACUGCGCGACCGCUAUUGCUCUACGCGGUCCAGAAACAAAUGGCCGUCAAUGCACAGAGACACACAGGGGCACGAUGGGAAGAUGGACUGUCACCAGAAAUAGUGGGUGUGAUUGAUAGUGCAAUAUCUGCAGCCCGCUCGAGUGCUAUGAUAUUUCACACAGCUGCCAAAUUCAACCUCGUCGCGACCUAUGGCUUUAUUGACGGGGAGCAAGCAUUUUCCGCGGCCCUUCUUUUAGUGAUGGUAAAUAUUGCGUUUCCCUACAACGAGCCAGAUGCCAAAUCAAUGGAGACGGCGCUCCUGGUCCUCCAGGGCAUGGCAGAGAGGGGAAACAAGUAUAUCCAGGCCUGCCAUUCACUCCUCUCCAAGAUAAAUACGAUAGGAAAGCCCAAUAACCCCCCGGUGGGCAAUAUGGGGAACUCACAAGCAGGAAGCGAUACCACCCAGGACGAAGGAGUAGAGUGUCGUCCGCAAACCGCCACUCUCGAAGCGCCCAAUGACGAUGGAAGGCUCUCGCAGGCAGUGACAAUUACAGAAAACUGGACUGGAAGAACACAAGCGAAUAUGGAGCAGGAAGGCGCACCCGUUUUGAUGGACUCAAGUGAGGAUCCGAGGCUCUGGGCUGGGGUUUUGGAUUCCAUUGCUAUUGACAUGGACAGACACUGGGUCGAAGCUGCGCUGCUGGGCGAAAACGGGGUUGUAGAAGAUCAAAGACACUAA
Messenger RNA from Clonostachys solani, 2139 nucleotides. The record is from the annotation of a GenBank genome assembly. Lineage: Eukaryota; Fungi; Ascomycota; Sordariomycetes; Hypocreales; Bionectriaceae.